This is a messenger RNA of Microthlaspi erraticum, 648 nucleotides long. The record is from the annotation of a GenBank genome assembly. NCBI's taxonomy places the organism in Eukaryota, Viridiplantae, Streptophyta, Magnoliopsida, Brassicales, Brassicaceae.
AUGGCGUCCGAUCUUCCCAAUGCCUCAGCGGCGGAUCAGCAUUCAUCGGAAUCUCAGAUUCAGGAACAGCCGGCGUUUUCUCUCCCGCCUUAUCCUCAGAUGAUAAUCGAAGCAAUCGAAUCCCUUAACGAUAAGAACGGCUCAAACAAAACGACGAUCGCAAAGCACAUCGAGUCGACUCAGCAAACCUUGCCGCCGUCUCACUCGACCCUGCUUGGCUACCAUCUCAACAAGAUGAAGAGCGCCGGUCAGCUUAUCAUGGUGAAAAACAAUUACAUGAAACCAGGUUCACAAUCAAAUGCUCCGCCGCCUAAGCGUGGUCGCGGCCGUCCUCCGAAGCCGAAAACUCAGGCGGAAUCCGGCGUAGCUGAGACCGUCGUUGCUGCUGCUGUCUCCGCAGAUCCGCCUAGAUCUCGCGGUCGUCCACCGAAGUCGAGAGAUCCAUCAGAGCCGCCGGUUCAGCCCAAGGAGAAGAUCGCCAGCGGAUCCGGAAGACCACGUGGACGACCACCGAAGAAACCAAGAGUAGAUUCAGAGACGGUUGCUACACCGGCGCCGGAACCGGCAGCUCAGCCAAACGUGGAGCGUAGAGGACGUGGGAGACCGCCGAAGGUGAAAACGACGGCGGUUGCGCCGGUUGGGUGUUGA